Molecule: messenger RNA, 2228 nt
Organism: Lytechinus pictus (painted urchin)
Lineage: Eukaryota; Metazoa; Echinodermata; Echinoidea; Temnopleuroida; Toxopneustidae
Exons: 4
Coding region: 241-984 (247 amino acids)
Source: RefSeq, a predicted model, not a curated record
GUUCCUCACUGGUGUUGAUCGUACCUGCUCUCUGCUAUACCAGCACAAACAAGUUGGGUCAUGGAUGUUUGCCAAUUAAAAUUAUAAUCAAUAUAUAAUAUUUCACCGUAGGCCUAUAUAGAGCCUGGCUUCCCACAAUCCAAAUUAAUUUCAUUUCACCAACCGUUGACAUCAGAAGGAGAAAAAAGGGCUAUUUGAUUGUGAUCACAUCCAACUAUUUUGUCUGAAAGGUUUAUCACGAUGUUCCGUAUCGUCUUCGGUGUCGUCCUGGUCAGCGGUAUCGCUUUGACUCAUGGUCUGUCUGAGGAACAGACCCUGCUAUUUACGACUACGGGAAAACAGGAGCAAAACACCAACCUAAUCGGAACGGUAAGCGUCAGCGAACGGGGACGGUAUUGGAUUAUAAGAUCCAAUAACAUACCAGACCACGACACCGGGACCUUUCCAACGAAAAGCAACCCAAAUGGAAUUCAAGUGCAGAGUUACAGAUUUGAAGUACCGAAGAAUCCCGAGGUCAAUGAUGUCUCAACCUGUCUUCCGAUGGGCCCCAUCGCGAUCGCUACAAACGGCAUAGUUAUGUACAAUCCCUGGGACGCCGACGGCGAGAACGCGGUGGAGGGCGAAGGCGCAGAGGUAUUCGACAUAUGCGACGGCCACCCAGAUAUCAAAGGAAGGUACCACUAUCACAGACAACCGUCAAGCUGCCUUUUCACCAUCACCGAAGAUCCCUCUCCGCUUGUCGGCGUCGCUUUCGACGGCUUUGCCAUCUAUGGACCUGUGGAUGAGAACGGUCAGCUUCUGACAUCGGACGACCUCGACGAAUGUCACGGUCGUUACAACAGCAACAGCGGCGUCUAUCAGUACCACACGACUGCCGACUUCCCUUACAUCCUCGGUUGCUAUCGUGGCACACCUACGAUCGGCAUAAAUGGGAACAAUUGCCGCAAGGCGUCUGAUGCUGAUGCGGAAGGCAACGUCCUAUAACCCAGUCUAAGCAAUGUCUGCUUUCGACAAAGCACAGGGGAGUGGUUCAUGUAACAAUCAAAUUGUCAGAUUGAUUUUAACCGAUUGAUUUGCUUUGAGCCGAUGGGAUGAUAUGAUUUCAGUAGCUUAUAACAAUAAUCAGUUAAAAUCGCUGACUUUAAUUUGUUGUUUCAUGAAAGAAUCUCCAGAUGUCGACAACUUCGAUGGCAAAAAUAUCAGGUUAUUGGGGAGGGGAAUUAGCUGGGUAAGCAAUGAGCAAAAAAAAAAAAAAAGAUUAAAAUAAUCAGUCUUCAACUUCUAUUAUUCCCGUUUUCCCUUAUGUAACUCUAAUAAAUUUGCUUCCUAUAUAACUCAAAACGAGAGUACACUAGGAAGGGAAUGAAUUUUUCUAUAAUUUAUGAUGAGAUAAUAUCCCUUGACUUAAAAGUACCUCCAGAAGAUGAUAUCUUGUAAGGCAAAAAAUGGGAAGAGAAUAGUCAAGUGAGAUUUCAUGUGGGGUACGGGUGUAUGGGCAUGAAUGGUGUGGGUAAAAAUCGAGAGUGUUUAAAUGGAAUCAUUAUGACAUCACCAAUAUGGCCAACUUGAAGUCUUCAUUGGUCAAGCUGCAGUAUGAUCACAACCGUUAAAAGUCACAACUUUCUUAAUUCCGAUGUUGUUCAAACUUUGUCCCAUUUACUUGUCUGAUUUUUAUUCUUUUCUUUUUUCUCCCCUAAAACAACUUUCUGUAGAGUUUUAUUUCACUUUAUUUGGGCUGCAGUUAGAUGGAGUAGGUAUAUAAAUACUUCUUUAUCGUGUUUAUUAUCACGAUUAUAAUCUAUAUUACCUGAAAUCAUUUGUGUCUCUUCCAUAAUUUGUUACUAUUUGAAGUGGGUUCGAAAUUCUUUUUUUUUCUUUAUAAAUUUUGGUCGUGACAACUAACAAAUACUUUGAUUUUAAUGAUAAGAAUAUGCUUAUUCCUAUAUAUAAGCGUUAAAGCGUUUAAAUGUUUUAGCAAAUAACCUUCAAUAUUCUCUAUAGUAAUCGACACAAUCCGGACAUUAGAGUAUUUAUAUCAGCCCUAAAAAGACCCAUUUGAAUUCUUUGUUUACUGUUUUGAGCCAUGCGCAUGUAGUUUUUCUUGUUCGGUUAAGGCAAAUAUAGCUAUAUUUGACCUAAUUCUUGAAUUAUUAUUGUUACUUACGUUUCUCUUCCUAUGACAUUUAUUCCAAUAAAGACGAUAUAAUAUCUGAUCAAUUAAACUGUAA